Messenger RNA from Geodia barretti, 1669 nucleotides. The record is from the annotation of a GenBank genome assembly. Lineage: Eukaryota; Metazoa; Porifera; Demospongiae; Tetractinellida; Geodiidae.
AAAUCUAAAUACAAUGUAGUUGGAAAGGGGUUUAAAUAAUGAUCGCCCUCCACACUACUGAUGGAAUGGUGAAGAUGUACCACUGGAUUGGACAUCCACUGAACCACUCACCGCUUUCAACAUAAGAUUGGAUGAUCUGAUGCCAGUUGACAUGUGUUUUCUUAAGAACACAGAGAACAACAAGACAGUGGCUCUCAUUACGAAGGACUCCACCGGUCGCUACCUCAAACUGGCAAUAGUCUCUGUGCAAGACAAGGAACUCAUCAAACCGUUCAAACCGUCGGCCAUUGAAUCCCAGGCAUCUCUCCUCCAUCCUCUGUCAUCGGGAGGCGUGCUGGUGGUUGGCAGCGAGACACUGGCUGUGUAUGGGACAGUCCAUCAUUCCGUCGACUUCCCCAUUCUUAAAGAGUGUGUCAUAUCAUGUGUGGGAGCUGUUGACUCGUCCCGCUAUCUCCUUGGAGAUGCCAAUGGCCGGCUACUCAUGCUCUUUAUUGAGACUGAACAGUCCAUUGACACAGAGCAGACCAACAUUACCAUGAAACUGGAAGUUCUUGGAGAGACGGUGUCUCCAUCGUGUAUUGCCUACCUUGACAACGGAGUGACGUUUGUCGGAUCAUGUCUUGGAGACUCACAACUCUGCAAGCUGUCUUCGGCGGCAGAUGAGAGCGGGGGUUACGUGGAGAUCCUGGAGACGUUCACCUGUCUGGCUCCCAUUCUGGACAUGAGUGUCGUAGACGUGGACCAGCAAGGACGUGACGUGGUGGUGACUUGUUCAGGGUUUGGAAGGAACGGAUCUCUCAGGCUGGUUAGGAGUGGCGUGGGGAUCAACGAACAGGCCUCCAUCGACCUGGCCGGGGUGAAAGGGGUGUGGUCUCUUCGCUGUGGAACCGAGAUGGCUGAGUCUGAUAAUACUCUGGUCCUCGCCUUCGUCGGACAGACCACUGUACUGAGUCUGAAGGGGGAGGAGGUAGAGGAGACGGAACUCGAAGGAAUUGCUGCUGAUCAACAAACUCACUACUGCUCCAACGUCAUUGGCAACAAGAUCCUACAGAUCACAGGGCAGAGUGUCAGACUGAUCAAUGAAGAGACUCUGCAGCUUGUCAGCAAAUGGGCUCCUCCCUCUGGUAAAGGUAUCAGCACGGGAUCAUGUGGAGGGUCACAUGUGGUAGUUGUUGUGGGCAACGAACUAUUCUGUCUAGAUAUUCAGGAUUCUUCACUCCACCAACUCAGUCAUGUGACAUUGGAGCACGAGAUAGCGUGUGUGGAUGUGAGGGUUCUAAAGGGUGACUCGGGCACCAGUAACAUCUGUGCCGUUGGUCUCUGGACGAACAUAUCGGCAAGAGUUCUGCGGCUUCCCUCUUUGGAUACACUUCACACACAGCCGCUCGGAGGAGAUAUUCUUCCUCGAUCCAUUCUGGUCGCUGAAUUUGACACCCGGACAUACCUCCUGGUUGCCCUUGGCGACGGGACACUCCACUACUUCCAGAUGGACCCUGACUCAGGUAUGUAUCCAUGACAGCAGAAACUUUAUCCGUACAACAUUUCUAUUCCGUUUAAACCCAUCAGUUUUACAAUUGCAUGCAACGGUGUCUAUAAGUUAACCCUGUGGACGCCAUUGGGUAUCUGCUUCAAUAAGCAGAAAUUGAUGUAUAAAGUAUUAGCACCUCGU